CGUUAAUUUUUAUAAGUUUUUUUUACACUGUGACGAACGCAUGGAUAGAGCUGGGUUCAGUCCGACCAAAACUCCAAAAAUAAACAACGGCAAAACGAAGAAGAAAAAAACCAUAAGACAGAGCGGUCUGUGGUUCGUUCACAGCGACGCUUUUGAUUCUUCUUCGAUCUCUCCGCCUCCCACGUUUCUCCGCUUCUCUCCCCGUAUUUCUAAACUCCAAACACAAUUGGUAUUCUUCUCCUUUGGUAGAAAUAAAACAUGUGGAACAUUCCUACAUAGUUCACCCACAGAUUACAUGUUUCAAACUUAAUAAAGUAGAUUGGUAUGGAUGUUGAAGUAAUAGAUGUGGAAGGGGGAAACAUGGGAUCCCAUGCUGUAGCAGAUGAUAAUGGUGAUGCUGAACCAAAUGAAAGUGGAGAAAUAAAUGCAGCUGAAAAUUCUACAGCACAGGAUGAGGAUGGGGUUGCUGAGCCGCAUGUAGGAAUGGAAUUUGAUUCUGAAGAUGCUGCCAGAACUUUCUAUGAAGAUUAUGCCAGACGCUUGGGUUUUACCACCAAAGCUGGUCAUUGUACCCGUUCUAAACCUGAUGGAAUGGUUCUUGCUCGGGAAUUUGCAUGUGGUAGAGGAGGUUUGAAAAGAAGGCAUGCUGAUAGUUGUGAUGCAAUGCUUAAGAUAGAGUUAAAAGGUCAAGGCAAGUGGGUUGUGACAGAAUUUGAAAAGGAGCAUACUCAUUCCAUGAUGAAUCCCAGCAAGGUGCAUUACCUUCGACCCCGCAGGCAUUUUGCUAAUACUGCAAAGAACAUGGCUGAAACUUACCAAGGGGUGGGAAUUGUUCCCAGUGGUGUUAUGUAUGUAUCCAUGGACGGAAACCGUGUUUCUAUAGAAACAAAUCGUGGAGUUAGAAGUGCUCCACCAAUAGAAUCAAAUCGUCCAAAUAAGAAUGCUGGGUCCAUAAACUAUGCUGCUAGACCUUCAAAUCGAAAAAGAACAUUAGGAAGGGAUGCACAGAAUCUGCUGGAUUAUUUCAAGAAAAUGCAGGCUGAAAACCCCGGAUUUUUUUAUGCAAUACAACUUGAUGAAGAUAACCACAUGGCUAACGUAUUCUGGGCAGAUGCUAGGUCUAGGACAGCUUACAGUCAUUUUGGUGAUGCUGUUACCCUAGAUACAAUGUACAGAGUGAACCAGUGCAGAGUACCAUUUGCUCCAUUUACAGGGGUAAAUCAUCAUGGUCAGACGAUUUUGUUUGGCUGUGCACUACUUCUUGAUGAUUCUGAGGCUUCCUUUGUUUGGCUGUUCAAGACAUUUCUCACUGCAAUGAAUGAUCACCCUCCUGUCUCAAUAACCACUGAUCAAGACAGAGCCAUACAAGCAGCAGUUGCUCAGGUUUUUCCUGAAGCCCGCCACUGUAUUAGCAAAUGGCAUGUUUUAAGAGACGGCCAGGAAAGGUUGGCUCAUGUGUGUCAUGCUCAUCCUAAUUUUCAGCUGGAACUGUAUAAUUGUAUUAACUUAACUGAAACAAUUGAGGAGUUUGAAUCAUCAUGGGAUUCUAUACUUGAUAAAUAUGACCUCAGGCAAAAUGAUUGGCUUCAAUCAUUAUAUAGUAUUCGAAUGCAAUGGGUCCCUGUGUAUUUUCGGGAUUCCUUCUUUGCUUCAAUUUCUCCUAAUCGAGGAUUUGAGGGCUCCUUUUUUGAUGGUUAUGUGAACCAACAGACCACAUUACCAGUGUUCUUUAGGCAGUAUGAGAGAGCUUUGGAGAAUUGGUUUGAAAAAGAAAUAGAGUCAGAUUUUGAUACCAUUUGCACGUUACCAGUGUUGAGGACCCCCUCACCUAUGGAGAAACAAGCGGCAAAUCUCUAUACAAGGAAAAUAUUUGCAAAAUUUCAAGAAGAGCUAGUUGAAACUUUUGUGUAUACUGCAAAUAGAAUUGAGGGUGAUGGAGCUAUUAGCACAUACAGGGUUGCAAAAUUUGAGGAUGACCACAAGGCAUACAUUGUCUCAUUGAACAUUCCAGAAAUGACAGCAAGCUGCAGCUGCCAAAUGUUUGAGUAUUCAGGCAUUCUCUGUAGACAUGUUUUGACAGUCUUCACUGUAACAAAUGUACUUACACUGCCAUCUCAUUACAUCUUGAGACGGUGGACAAGAAAUGCUAAAAGUGGUGUUGGAUCAGAUGACCGUGGUGGUGAAUUACAUGGUCAAGAGUCUUUGACAUCCCGGUACAACAAUUUAUGUCGGGAAGCCAUCAAAUAUGCAGAAGAAGGGGCAAUAGCUGUAGAGAUGUAUAAUGCGGCAAUGGUUGCUCUUAAAGAAGGAGGGAAGAAGGUUGCAGUUAUGAAGAAAAAUGUUGCAAAAGUUGCACCUCCUAGCACUCAGGUUAGUGGGAUUGGUUAUGAUGACAAGAAGACUGCUACAUUGGCUUCAGAUAUGACACCAUUAUUGUGGCCACGGCAAGAUGAAGUAAUAAGGCGCUUUAAUCUUAAUGAUGCUGGUGUUCCUGCUCAACCUGUUGCCGACUUGAAUCUGCCACGCAUGGCCCCUGUAUCUCUUCACCAUGAUGAUGGUCCUCCUGAAAACAUGGUGGUUCUUCCUUGUCUAAAAUCAAUGACAUGGGUAAUGGAGAACAAGAAUUCGACACCAGGGAAUAGAGUUGCUGUCAUCAACCUGAAGUUGCAAGACUACAGCAAGACUCCGUCUGGAGAAUCAGAAGUGAAGUUUCAGCUCUCAAGGGUCACAUUGGAACCCAUGUUAAGGUCUAUGGCCUACAUUAAUGAGCAGCUUUCAACACCAGCAAAUAGGGUUGCUGUCAUCAAUUUGAAGCUUCAAGAUACUGAGACAACUUCAGGGGAGUCAGAGGUGAAGUUUCAGGUUUCCAGGGAUACAUUAGGUGCUAUGUUGAGGUCCAUGGCCUAUAUUCGUGAGCAGUUGUCAAAUGCAGGUGAGGCGCAGUCAGAAACACCAUCGAAAAAGCAGCGGAAGUAAAGAACUUAAAAUUAUGAUGUGUAGUAGCCAUGACUACAUAUCUGGAGCUGGUGGGGGUGGAGGUGGGGGGGUCUCCUGUUUGAUGGACAGGAAUUUGGAUGAUGAUGAUGAUGAUUAGAAUAUAGAUAUAUAUAUUGAGUCACCACUCCCAAGUGAGUUGGGAAUGCUGCUUCUUCCACUUCCAUAUUCUAAUGUUGUCAUAUUAGUCCAUGGAAGCUUCUUGUUCAGCAUAUUUGUACAUGUAACUCAUCAAAUCCAAUGGCUCCCAAGGCAUUGAAGAGUUCUGUUUCACUCA
Vitis vinifera (wine grape) is the source of this 3271-nucleotide messenger RNA. RefSeq names its product protein FAR1-RELATED SEQUENCE 3. Gene Ontology annotation, molecular function: zinc ion binding. Gene Ontology annotation, biological process: regulation of DNA-templated transcription. The record is from RefSeq and is a predicted model, not a curated record. Bases 325 to 2976 code for a protein of 883 amino acids. The transcript is spliced from 6 exons. NCBI's taxonomy places the organism in Eukaryota, Viridiplantae, Streptophyta, Magnoliopsida, Vitales, Vitaceae.